AUGGACGAGCGACCAAACAAGAAGAGACGUUUCUUCGCCGACAGAGCCCCGUCUCAAGAUGCUUCUUUCGCCUCCGAUCCCUCUGGCCCAGACGAAAUCAGUGCACUUCCCAAGAACGAUCAAGAUGCCACCAAUACUACACAAUCCGGACAAGACUCGACUACAUCCACUUCCAACUACUUCGAUCCGUCUCUGUUCCAAGCCUUCGUAGGCAACGAUGCCCCCGACACUACCAUCAAUGCCCUCCAACGCAUAUGCGCCAACGAUGUCGAGCGAGCAGUCAACAUGUAUCUGGAUGGCUCAUGGCAGAACCACCCUCUAAUCUCCAGUGUCCCCACAACUGCCUCACAUCUUAGUCGACUAAAAGUCAAGGACACACCACCCGCCUCUGCACGAACGAUUGACCUACCGAAGGUCGAUUUGUCCGCUAUGCCCACAAAAAGAUACAUUGGUGCCUUGGGAGUUGUUGGCUGGACUACCCGUAGUGGUACUGGAAUCAUCACGUCUGGAGAGACUGUCAAGAUUGAAAGAGCUAGACCGUCACAGCAGAAGGUUGGCAAGGGAGGCAAGUCGCGUGCCUCCACUCGUCAAGACGUUAUUGUUCGUUUUACCAAUGCCAAAGAAGAAGAGGUUGGCCGCUUAGAGCAGGACUCUGCCGCCUGGAUUUCGACUCUGAUGGACCAAAAUAUAUGCCAUUUCGAAGGUCAUUGUAUCUUCGCACCCGAUCGUGUCCGUACCAACGACACUGUCUAUCUUCAGUUGCGAUGCUUUUUUCUCAAAUCGUGCUUCUCCGCCGGAAACUUCAUCAAGCCAUUGGACAAUAACAGGGAAACUGGCUUAUAUGAAGCUAAGGAAACUCGAGAUGAAAAAGACCUCAGACUACGCCAGAUUGGCCUGGUGAAAUUGUUCUCAGAAGUCAACCUCCAUCCAUCACGCGCCAACUCCGCGACCGAAAAGCAUAAGAGAGAAGGCAUUUUGCGUGCUGCCGAGAUACCUGAGCAGACCGAGCAAAGUACUGCCAAACCAGCAAAAUCCUCUGAUCCGGCCCCUUCAUCCCCUCCCUCUGAUGAUGCUGAAGAUGGCCAAGAAUUGGAGCAAGACCAACUUGACAGCCUCUACAGGAAAGCACAAUCCUUCGACUUCAACACACCUGUCAUGCAACCUGCCGAAACGUUCGUCAUGGAUCUACGGAAGUAUCAGAAACAAGCCUUGCACUGGAUGGUGGGCAAGGAGAGAGAUCAAAAGUCUGAUAACAAAGAAGUGUCGAUGCAUCCGCUCUGGGAAGAAUACACAUGGCCAACGAAAGAUGCAGACGAUGCACCAGUACCUCAAGUUGAGGACCAGCCAAGCUUUUAUGUGAACCCUUACUCCGGUGAACUGUCAUUAGAUUUCCCUGUUCAAGAGCAGAACUGCCUCGGAGGUAUUCUGGCUGACGAAAUGGGACUUGGCAAGACGAUCGAGAUGCUCAGUCUUGUACACACGCACACUUCAGAAUUUGGCUUGCAAGGCUCUAAGAUGUCAACGGUUAUGGACCUGCCACGGUCGCCUAAAAGCUCUCCUCUGGUCGCUCGAGCGCCGUGUACCACCUUGGUUGUUGCUCCCAUGUCGCUGCUAGCGCAGUGGCAAAGUGAAGCAGAGAAGGCUUCGAAGCCCGGGACGCUCAAGACUUUGGUCUACUAUGGCUCAGACAAGAACGUUAACUUGAAGACAUUGUGCUGUGAAGCCAAUGCGGCAUCCGCACCAAAUGUCAUCAUCACUAGUUACGGCACUGUGCUGUCAGAGUACAAUCAAGUGGUUGCUGCCGGUGGUGACAGAGGAUCAAGCGGCGGGUUGUUCUCCAUCGAGUACUUCCGUGUCAUUCUUGAUGAGGCUCACAUGAUCAAGAAUCGGCAAUCAAAAACUGCUCGCGCUUGCUAUGAGAUUGCUGCAGAACACCGCUGGACAUUGACAGGUACGCCAAUUGUCAACCGUCUGGAAGACCUUUUCAGUCUCGUACGUUUCCUUCGUGUCGAGCCUUGGAGCAAUUUCUCCUUCUGGAAGACAUUUAUCACUGUUCCUUUCGAGUCCAAGGACUAUGUAAGGGCACUUGAUGUCGUCCAGACUGUACUCGAACCCCUCGUCCUGAGACGUACAAAGGACAUGAAGACGCCAGAUGGAGAAGCGCUGGUGCCGUUGCCCCCACGGACUAUCGACAUCCAAAAAAUUGAGCUCUCAAAGGUAGAACGUGAUCUAUAUGAUCACAUUUUCGCUCGAGCUAAGAGGACGUUCGCUGCUAAUGUCGAAGCUGGAACACUAAUGAAAUCAUACACUACAAUCUUUGCACAAAUUUUACGACUUCGACAGUCAUGUUGUCACCCAACUCUGGUGCGCAGCAAAGGCAUCGCUGCAGAUGAAGAUGACGCUGAGGCAGCAGCGGACAUCGCCAACGGUCUUGCUGAUGAUAUGGAUUUGCAAUCUUUGAUCCAACGCUUCGAGUCUGAGGCCGAAGAGGAGGAUGCCAGCCGAUUUGGUGCUAAUGUGCUCAAGCAAAUCCAAGCGGAGUCGAACCACGAGUGUCCGAUUUGUUUCGAAGAGCCUAUGGAAGAGCAAUCUGUCACGGGCUGCUGGCACAGUGCUUGCAAAAAGUGUCUUCUGGAAUUGAUCGAGAAUGCAACCAACAAGAACGAGCUGCCACUGUGCUUCAACUGUCGUGAGCCCAUCAACGCACGCGACAUCUUUGAAGUCAUCAGACACGACGAUGAAGACGAACAAGAAGCUGGCCCCAGCGAUUCGGUUGACUCCCAACAACGACUCCCUCGCGUCUCCCUGCGCCGCGUCAACACUCUCUCCUCUGCCAAAAUUGGUGCUCUCUUGACACAUCUGAAGCGCAUCAAAAAGGCUUCUGCAGCUACAAAAUCAGUCAUCUUCUCUCAAUUCACCUCUUUCCUCGACAUCCUCGAACCCGCUCUCGACGGCGCCUCAAUCCCCUACCUCCGCUUUGACGGCAGCAUGGCCCAGAAAGCCCGCGCUGCUGUUUUGACCGAAUUCGCCAACCGCACAAAGGGUUGCGUGCUCUUGCUCUCCCUCAAAGCAGGCGGUGUAGGUUUGAACUUGACGUGUGCGAGCAAUGUCUUUAUGAUGGAUCCUUGGUGGAGCUGGGCUGUCGAGUCACAGGCUAUUGACCGCGUGCACCGCAUGGGCCAAACCCAAGAGGUCAAGAUCGUGAGGUUUGUGGUUGAUCAGAGUAUAGAGGAAAAGAUGCUCAGAGUGCAAGACCGCAAGAAGUUUAUUGCUAGUUCGCUGGGUAUGAUGAAUGAGGAUCAGAAGAAGUUACAGAGGAUUGAGGACAUCAAGGAAUUGUUGAGCUAA
This is a messenger RNA of Aureobasidium namibiae CBS 147.97, 3348 nucleotides long. RefSeq lists its product as uncharacterized. NCBI's taxonomy places the organism in Eukaryota, Fungi, Ascomycota, Dothideomycetes, Dothideales, Saccotheciaceae. The record is from RefSeq and is a predicted model, not a curated record. The transcript has 2 exons. Bases 1 to 3348 code for a protein of 1115 amino acids. Gene Ontology annotation, molecular function: nucleic acid binding; hydrolase activity, acting on acid anhydrides, in phosphorus-containing anhydrides; zinc ion binding.